AUGGAUUUAUCAGUGCUGGCACUAUGUACCCUAUUGUUGGGUUUGUGUCUGUGGAAGAUGAAUGAUUUGAUAUAUAGAUAUAAAACCUACAUUGCUCUGUAUACCUCUGACAAAGUGAUCAGGUUUGGAAAGUUCCAUCCUUUGUGGGGACAUCUUCAUCUGUUAAUCCCUCUUACUAAAUUCCAUGAGUUGACUGUGAAAGGGAUGCGGGAAACGGGGAGAAAAAUAACCUGCUAUUGGUUGUCUUUCCUUUAUCCGAUACUGGGCGUGUGUCAUCCGGAUACAGUCAAGAUACUUUUAAAGUCAAGCGAACCAAAGAAUAAACAGGCAGGGGGUGGCUACUUUACUCUACUUCCGUGGUUAGGAGACGGGUUACUAAUCAGUGAUGGUAAGAAGUGGGAGAGGAACAGACGGUUGUUGACACCAGCAUUUCAUUUCGACGUUCUCAAACCUUAUGUACCUAUUUAUAACCAAGUGUUCGACAUCUUUCUGGACAAGAUUGAAAAGGCGACCAGUGGAGGACAGAGUACAGAGAUUUAUCACAGGGUUGGGUUGGCUACCUUGGAUACUCUACUUCGAUGUGCCGUGUCGUACGAGGACAAUGUACAGGAACAGGGAUCAAAUCACCCUUAUGUAAAUGCUGUGCGGAUACUUACCAACAUUUCACUCAAGAGAAUAAUGGAACCUUGGUUACACCCAGACAUAGUAUUCAAUAUGUCAUCACAUGGAAAGAAGUAUCAUAAAAGUGCGAAGUAUGUACACGACUUCGACGAAAGAGUCAUUCGAGAAAGAAAACAGGCAUUGGAGGCCGACAUGUCAGUGUUGACGAAGCGACGACGGGACUUUCUAGACAUUCUGUUGACCGCUCGAGAUGAGCACGGCGUUGGACUGACCGAUCGUGAGGUCAGGGACGAGGUCGAUACCUUCCUCUUUGAAGGACAUGAUACAACAGCUUCGUCUCUAAGUUGGGCCAUUUACUCGUUGUCAAAGAACCCAGAGGAUCAAGAGAAAGUCUACGAGGAAGUAAAACGAGUUCUCGGUGACAGGACAGAUGUUGACUGGUCUGAUAUCAAAGAGUUUUCUCAACUGACCUUAUUCCUGAAGGAGUCCAUGCGCAUGUUUUCCCCAGUACCAUCAGUUGGUAGAAUCACAACUAAAGAAAUAGACCUUGACGGUCUCAAAGUUCCCGCCAAUAUGGAGAUAUAUGUGUUGAUAUAUGCACUCAACCAUCGACAGGAUAUAUGGGGAGAUCCCGAGAGGUUCAGACCUGAUCGAUUUUCAAACGAUGCUGAAAAAGAUCCAUACAGUUACGUGCCUUUCUCUGCUGGCCCAAGAAACUGUAUUGGUCAACAUUUCGCACUUAAUGAACAAAAGGUUGCCCUUGCAAAAUUACUUCAAAGAUUUAAAGUAUUGCCAGACCCCGACCACCAACCGGAAAUAGAUCUUGAUCUUGUUCUGCGGUCUACAAACGGAAUACGUAUAAAGUUACAGAGAAGAUAAAGUGUACUUCCGGGUGAUCGUCAUGUCGUAUUCCUUGGUGAUAAGUGAUGUGGGUGAUCGUCAUGUCGUAUUGCUUGGUGAU
Molecule: messenger RNA, 1582 nt
Organism: Ylistrum balloti
Lineage: Eukaryota; Metazoa; Mollusca; Bivalvia; Pectinida; Pectinidae
Product: cytochrome P450 4F4-like
Exons: 12
Coding region: 1-1500 (499 amino acids)
Molecular function (GO): oxidoreductase activity, acting on paired donors, with incorporation or reduction of molecular oxygen; monooxygenase activity; heme binding
Source: RefSeq, a predicted model, not a curated record